Messenger RNA from Oreochromis aureus, 2331 nucleotides. It is a transcript of the gene spata1, whose product is annotated as spermatogenesis associated 1. NCBI's taxonomy places the organism in Eukaryota, Metazoa, Chordata, Actinopteri, Cichliformes, Cichlidae. The transcript has 13 exons. The coding region runs from base 588 to 2219 and encodes 543 amino acids. The record is from RefSeq and is a predicted model, not a curated record.
AAUGUUUACGAUCAUUAGUAAUGCAAAAUUUUUUAUCCAUACAGCACCAACUCACGACAACAGUGGUCUCAAGGUGAUUUAUAUUGCAAGGUAAAGACCCUAAAAACAGACGAGCCCUCUAUGAGCAAGUACUUGGCGACAGUGUUAAUAAAGAACUCCCUUUUAACAGAACGGGGCUCAGGGUAAUCAGAGAGAUGGGACAAAAGGGAAAUUAUAGGGGCCAAAGCAUUGAGACUAAGGGUGUGAAAAGUUUGUUUUCCCUAUAAAGCAGGCUGCAAAGAAUGUAAACAAUGCAGAAAUGCACAGUAUUUUAUAAGCAUUACUGCAAAAGCAAAGUUAAACCACUCCGACCUGCUUAUAAAUGAUUUUAGAAAAACUGAACGUGAGUGAUGGGCUGAGGACAAACGUUAAAGCUCUACCUGAACUUUAUAGCUAUGAUCCGCGGCAGAGCAACCACUGCUGGCACUCUCAUAAAAGAAACUUCACUGGACGACUGAGUGUGUUUGAUUACUGCAGACUGUAACUUAGCAGUGCACGCCCUCAGAGCACAAAAACGGAAAUCUUCCAGUGUUUCUGUUUCUUCUUUAAUGGAGCUGUCUUGCGCGUCAGCGAGAUAUAUAGAGGACAGGAGACCUCACAGCUGCAAGCUUCUGGAGCUCCAUGUGCUGUUUGUGCCAGCUGACCAGUGGAAUGUGAAGCUCAAUAAAGUCCCUGCUGAAGCCACAGAGAGCUUCAUAUCAGCCGGCUUCAUCAGGAUUUAUCCUGAUGUUACCCUGAAAACUCUGAGGAGUGAGCUGGGCGCUCUCCUUGGUGCACAGAGGAGCGUCGACAAAUUCUCCUUCCUUAAAUGUGUGGGGCGCAGUCUGGCGCUGGUCAAAGGCAAACAGGAGCAAGACCUGAAAGUGAAAGCGUUCGCCCCACCCUAUGCCACGCAGCCGGAGCUUUACUUGCUGCCCGCUGUGGAGAAUGACAGCAGCGUAUGCUCCCGGUCUCUCACCCCUGACACCAGCAGCAGCUCCCCAGACCACCAGAUCUAUUACCACGCUCCCAAAACAUGCAGCCGGGCAACAGGAACAAAGGAGCCCAUCAAAUUCCCCCAUAUCCCCCAGUAUUCCCAUCAGCCACCUCCCACACACCGGCUAGAAGAAGAGGAGGAGGAGGAGGAAGAGGAGGAGGAGGAAGAAGAGGAUGAUAGGAGCUACAACUCUUUAGAAGGAGGCGGGGAGAAGGAAGGUGAAACUCUCUCCUCCAUCAGGAGAGCAGAGCAGGACUGUUUUCGAGGGCAGAAGCAAAGGGCACCCCAGCUUGCUUUGCACAGUAAAGAUUUCCAGCAGUGUGUGGCUGAUUCAGCUCAGGUGAAGGAAUUGCCAGAGAAAGAAGAAACCUGCAGAAAGAAGAAACAGAACCAAAGAGGAAACAGAGCAGCCAGACAUUCAGGAGUAGCCGAGUCCCUGGAGGACAGAGAUUCAGGCUUGUCCCUAACAGAUGGGGUUGGGAAACCAAAAGAGGAACAUGCGCUGAAGUCCAUCAGAAACAAUCGAACAGCCGGGCUGUCAGAAAGUCUAGCUCCGUUGUCUCAGCCUGCCAGAUGCGUAUCACCACCUUCAGGUUUAGACUUGGUCACCCAUGAAACGGCUGCUUCUCCAGUCCUUCACACAAACAGGGAAGAACUAAUCAGUGAAAUCAAGCUGGUGCGGGAGGAGAGAAAGCAGCUGGAGAGGACGCGACAAGAGCUGCUGCGAAAGGGGAAAGACUUGUUAGCCCAGAACAGACACCGCAGGAACCAAGCACGUGACAGCUGGAAAAAGAAAUAUUUUGAAGCCAAGAAGGCCACAGCGCCAUUGGGCGAGAACUUGAGAAACUUGAGACAAGAACUGGAGACGUUUUACAACAAAGUCCUGCAUCAGCUGCAGGCCCGAGAUAACAGAGCAAAGCCCAGACACCAAGGAAGAUCCUCCAUAAAGAAUGAGCUCAUCAUUCAGAUCAUGACUGAGAGCCACGAGAUUGACAACCUGAAGAGGAAGGUAGAAGAUGCCAAGAUGAAGCUGGUAACGGAGAUAAAGUUGAGAAAACAGGCUGCCACUGAGCUCAGAGCCCUGAAGGCUGAGCUGGCUCAGAAGAAGAGUCAGUCAUCUCAUCCCGGCCUGAUGGGAAACCCUCCACGGCACGGAGCACAAGUCCAAAGCAGCGCCACCCAGUUCAGAAUAAACUGCACAUGAAAAACCUGUUUUCUGGUUUAACUAUUUUGGACUUGAAUGUUUCUUUCUAAUUAGUUAUGUCAUUUGAUUGGACCAAAAUAGUUUGCAUUGUUUUAUAAUGUCGAUUUAAAUU